UCUGAGCAGAGGCUGACAGCAGCACCCUUUCCUACCUUCUCACUCUCUGAAUACAGUACUAAAUCUCUGUAUACUCCAAAUAUUUUAAAUUAUCAUCAGAAUCGCCGGGAAUUUACGUGUCUUACUUCUAUUGAAGACUAAAUGAGGACAGGAAAAUGUGGCUGUUUUACCUUCUGUUUUGGACCGCAGUGAGAGCCAACAAACCACUCUACGGGAAAUUAGGUGGUGAAGCUGUUCUCACAUCAGACCAUGUGGGGAGUACCAUCACAAACAUAACGUGGAAACAUGCAUCUGAUAUGGCCAUGGAGUGGCAUGGUACUGGAAAACCUUUAUCCCACGGAAAAUUCAAAGUUCGUAGUGUGCUGGACACUCGAACUGGAGAGAUGAUAAUCGCAGGACUGACUCGCGACGACAGUGGCAUCUACACAGCAGAGAUCAACGGCAUUACCAGCAAGACUAAACUCCUGGUUAUCUCUCCUGUCCCACAACCCACCAUCUCUGUAUCAUGUAAGGCUGACAAGACGACCUGUGUCUUCACCUGUAAUGCCACAGUCACAGGUGCUGAACCAGUCGUUUACUGGUGGAGGGCAGAUUACAGGAGGUGGACUUCAACCUCCCAGCAAAAAAUAACAAAGGAGGAUAAGGAGGAGUGGUUCAGCUGUAUAGUUGAAAACCCAGUCAGUUCCCACAGCAGUGAAAAACUCUUCAACCCCUUCAUAGAAAGUAGUCGGACAUGGAUCUACAUCUUAGUAGGAGUGAUUCUGGUUGUGUGCGUCAUCUUCGGAUACCUAGCAUACAGAUACAAAACUCAACAAUAGAGAUAGGAAGACUGAUAUACUACUCUCAUAUUAAUAAGCGAUGACCCAAACCAACCAGAUGAUCGAAACAUCAGACGUGUGAUGAUCAUAUAUAGAAGUUAGAGGAGGGAUUGAACUGAUGUGCCGUUGAAUAACUACCCUGCUUUAUCUGCCUUGCUUUCAAACGUGUGGCAAACUGCGACACUCUCCCUAAAAUGACCGUAUACCAUACUACCAGGAUAAUUGAAAUGUUAUAUUUCUGAAUGUUUAAUCUUAAUAGUUAAUUAACUGUAUUUUAAAUUGAGGCUAGAUAGUUUGAGAAAGUUGAAUCAAUAAGGUCUGGAUGUGUAAGCUUCACGAGAAGUGUCUCUAUACUUUUAUAUUAUAUUCAUAGGAUGUCUUUAGUUGUGUAUUCCUUUUUAAAUAUUGCUAAUUGUAUUGUUUUUUUAAAUGCUUUUAUUUCAUUUAAAAACUCAAACUUAAUUUCCUAGUGUGAGAAAAAUCAUUCAUCAUCUCAAAUUGAAGUGAAGCUCACCUUUAAAUUAUCCAGAACAAAAUAAUUUAAUGUUCAUCAACAGUUCGGCUCGAACAAGUAAAAAAAUAAAACACAUCCAAACUCUUUUAAUCCAAAAUUAGAAAUAGGAAAGCUUGAUUGAUUCAGAUUACUCAUGAACCAGGACAAUUCUUAUAAAGACAUCUUUGUUUUAAAGUUUGUUUUUGUUUUAUUUGCAGUAUUAAGUCUCAUGCUUCCACUUGUAGUAUUUUAUUUUUGAAGCUUACGUCACUAAUUAGUAAUUUUAUUAUUAAUUAUUACUAAUUAGUCAGAUGAAACUCAGCCGUCUUGCUGUUGACGCUCGUUUUGCAAUACGUUUUAUUUACCUUGAGUUACACAGUUUUUAACCACUAUGAGCUAUUUUCUACAUUUUAUUAUCAUAUUAUCCAUCUUGUGUUUUAUCAUGUAUCCUCGAGAUGUUUAACAGGUUGUUUUGUGAUUUAUUUGAGCACAGUAAACAGAGGUUACUGUUAUGAGAAGGUGAUGCUCAGAUGAAGCUUUAUACAGUGUAAAUUAUAUAUGAAAUCUUUAUCAUAUCAAUAAAGAUGUUGAAACUUGAUUAUAUGUGUAGUAUGUGUUCCUUCAUUCAAUGUGAGAGAAAAAGGAAUUCAAAG
Messenger RNA from Scomber scombrus (Atlantic mackerel), 1964 nucleotides. RefSeq lists its product as uncharacterized. NCBI's taxonomy places the organism in Eukaryota, Metazoa, Chordata, Actinopteri, Scombriformes, Scombridae. The record is from RefSeq and is a predicted model, not a curated record. The transcript has 8 exons. The coding region runs from base 156 to 818 and encodes 220 amino acids.